This is a messenger RNA of Arabis nemorensis, 921 nucleotides long. Lineage: Eukaryota; Viridiplantae; Streptophyta; Magnoliopsida; Brassicales; Brassicaceae. The record is from the annotation of a GenBank genome assembly.
AUGAUGAUGAUGAGUCUGAGAAAAGGAGGAGCAGGAGGAGAGAGACAAGAGUACAACGUUGUUCAUAAGCUACCUCACGGAGACAGUCCUUAUGUCCGAGCGAAACAUGUUCAGCUUGUGGAGAAAGAUGCAGAAGCAGCGAUUGAGUUGUUUUGGAAAGCGAUUAAAGCUCGAGAUAGAGUUGAUAGUGCUCUUAAAGACAUGGCUUUGUUAAUGAAACAACAAAACAGAGCAGAAGAAGCCAUUGACGCUAUUCAGUCUUUUAGAGAUCUUUGUUCUAGACAAGCUCAAGAAUCACUCGACAAUGUCCUCAUCGAUCUCUACAAGAAAUGUGGGAGAAUAGAGGAACAAGUUGAGUUAUUGAAGCAAAAGCUUUGGAUGAUAUAUCAAGGAGAAGCAUUUAAUGGUAAGCCAACAAAGACAGCGAGAUCUCAUGGGAAGAAAUUUCAGGUCACUGUUGAGAAGGAAACCUCUAGGAUUUUGGGAAACUUGGGAUGGGCUUAUAUGCAGCUAAAGGACUAUACAGCAGCUGAAACUGUGUAUCGAAAAGCUCAGUUGAUAGAGCCAGAUGCAAACAAGGCUUGUAAUUUAUGCACAUGUCUCAUCAAGCAAGGGAAACACGAAGAGGCGAGAUCGAUUCUGUUUCGUGAUGUAUUACAAGAGAACAAAGAAGGGUUUGGUGAUUUGAGGUUGAAGGAUCGGGUUCAAGAGCUGUUGAGUGAGCUAGAGCCACGGAAAGAAGACGAGGAAGAAGAAGCGGUUUCCGCUUCUGUGUCUUUGGAAUGUGAAGUCGGUAUGGAUGAGAUUGCGGUUGUGGAAGGGAUUGAUGAGUUUGUGAAAGAAUGGAGGAGGCCUUAUAGGACAAGAAGACUUCCUAUCUUUGAAGAGAUCUUACCACUGAGAGAUCAAUUAGCUUGUUGA